Molecule: messenger RNA, 1002 nt
Organism: Paramecium octaurelia
Lineage: Eukaryota; Ciliophora; Oligohymenophorea; Peniculida; Parameciidae
Source: the annotation of a GenBank genome assembly
AUGCUCAAAGUGCACGAAUUCUUUUCAGUGGCCAUUUAAUUAGCUUACAAUUCAGCUAAAAUUAUCAAUUCAGUCAGAUUGUCCAAAGAUAUUGGUCAGAAAUGGAAAGGGGUUGAUGAUCCUGUCACCAUAGCUGAUAUAUAAGCACAAACAUACAUAGUUUAAUAAUUGCAUAGACAUUGGUAUUAGUGUUGGAUUAACCAAGGCCUAAGUUAACUAUAAUUGGAGAGGAAUCCAUUUCGUAUACUCAACCCAUUGAUUUGCCUGAUACUCAUCUCUAAUUGUAUGAUGAGGAUAUUUUCAAUAAAACACAUGAGAGUCAUCUGAUCAGAACACAAUAUGAAAUUGAUGAUCUAUGUGUUUGGGUUGAUCCUCUGGAUGGCACAUUAGACUUUGUCAAAGGCGAUUAUGAAAAUGUUACGACAUUGAUUGGAGUUUCCUAUAAAAAAUAGGCCUUGAUGGGAAUCAUCUCACAACCUUUUAUUAAAGUGCAAGAACCUCAAAACUCACAUGAAUUCAGACCCAAAAUCUACUUUGGUCAUCAUCCACAGCAAAGAGUGUUCUACACAUAUGAUUGCUCCUCAAAAAUUCCAUAAGAAUUGAAGAAACCCCAAUUUGACCCAUCGAAUGUGAGAUUGUGUACUCAGAGGAACAGGUUGAGCAAUCAAGAAUUGCAGAAGAUCAAAUCUUUGGGUUGCUCAUUGUAUCAGGUGGGAGGAUCAGGGAAAAAGAGUCUUACUGUUCUGGAGGGUGAAACUGACAUGUUCAUUUGUUUGGGCGUAGGAAUGAGUAAAUGGGAUAUUUGUGCUCCUGAAGCAUUGUUUAAGACAUUUGGUGUAAGAGCUUAAAUUGUAUGAUAAGGGAGAUUUCGUUGGAUUGGCUGGUUAACAUUAUGAAUACAAUCCCAAAGAUAAAUCCUUUGACAAUCCUUAUGGAAAUUUAUCAAGCAUCCAUUCAGAAUUGCUGCAAAAAUACUUACCUAAAACUUAUGGCAUGUUAUGA